Messenger RNA from Parnassius apollo (apollo), 408 nucleotides. Lineage: Eukaryota; Metazoa; Arthropoda; Insecta; Lepidoptera; Papilionidae. The record is from the annotation of a GenBank genome assembly.
AUGAAUCUUCUAAUUGUGGCUAAUUCAGCCGAAGUUGGAAUAGUCACACAACUAAAGCAAUUGAGGAGUAAAUUGGAAGAAGCAAAUAAGGGAACGCGCAGUACACCUCUCGAAAAUCGACCACGACUUCCCCUCAUACCCCUACGCAAGCGGAAUCAGGCUGCCUUGAGGGCUCUAAACCCAAUGCUCUCAACCUAUUUGGAAGCCAGCCGGGACCUUUGCGAGAUGGACUUAAUUCAUUUUGGCGCCGCAUUGGUGGUCUGCCGUAUCAUUGGCACCAAUAUUUCCAUGGCUGGACGCGCUACUGCACAAAGUAGUGCUAUCUCAACCUGGAGAAAAAGAAUUGAGGACCGUAUCGCAACGGCAAGAGCCCUCAUCGGCAAACUGACAAGUUUCAGGUCGGGGUAA